GUGUCUCGAUCACCUUGGACGUUGCAUGAACAAAGGCUCUGGACAGAUCAACAAAAGAACAUGUCUAGUAUCAUAUCAUUUUCUGGUUCGAUUGAACAAGAAAAGAUACAAACGCCACUUUCAGACACGGAAUUGUCUAUUUAAACCGACUCAUCUGCAUCACCACAAUAUUGGAUCCACCAUUCUCAGCUUCAAAACAUGACUUCGAAUGCUCCAACAGCCAAGCUGGCCGUCCUCAUCGACGCAGACAACGCAAGCGCUGCAAUGGUAGCCUUUGUCCUCGCAGAAUUCGCAAAAUACGGCACCACUUUCGUCAAGCGCGCUUACGGCGACUGGACCAGCUCCCGAUUGAACAGUUGGAAGCCCCAACUCCUCCAGAAUUCAAUCCAGCCUAUGCAACAGUUUGCAUAUACUUAUGGAAAGAACGCGACUGAUUCAGCUAUGAUCAUCGACGCCAUGGAUUUGCUAUACUCUAACAAAUUCGAUGGUUUCUGCAUCGUGUCAAGUGACAGCGACUUUACGCGUCUUGCGUCACGCAUUCGUGAGUCGGGACUGGUGGUUUAUGGAUGUGGAGAGCGGAAGACUCCGAAGCCGUUUGUCACUGCGUGUGAUAAGUUCAUUUACGUUGAGAAUCUUGUGCCGAGAUCUGGGACUCCGUCAAUUGAGGUUGACGUUGCUGGAGCAUCGACUACGAUACCACUCAAUGGAGUCUUGCCUAGCCAGAGACCCCCAGGCGGUCACGCACCGAUUUCAGCGUUUUCUAAGGGAAAAGCACUUUUGAUGGACUCACCAGUACCUGUCCGGGGCUUGUCUUCUGAGCAACCCUCUCCAGGGCCUUCGAAUCGUGCACAAGUCGCGCGCCCCUCUAAUAAGAUUGAUUUCCAGAAGGGCCGGACGGACUCACGGGCGAAAUACAACGUCGAAUCAUCAGCGGAACCAUCCAGUGCACAGAACAUCAAAGCCGAGCCCUCCGACGCAGGACCACCCAUCCCCUCAUGGACUAGCACAACAAACGGCAAGCGCAAAAGACUUGACCCCGAAACCAACAGCCCAGCCCCAAACAGACCCCGAGCAACAUCCCUCGAACCAAGCGAACUGCAACCUGAGCAACGAGCAGUUGAUGAACAAGUAAUCGAGUGGCUACGCGAAGCAGUCGAAGCAAGAACCGGUGAAGAUGGCUGGGCUGGUCUUGCGGCUGUCGGAAUGCUCAUGAACAGAUGGCAUCCGGAUUUCGAUGUUCGAACAUAUGGGUACAAAAAGUUGCAUGAGUUGAUGGCGUCAACGGGAUUAUUUGAGUUUAUGGAUCGGAGUCCGGGGGAUGGGAAGCCGAUUGUCAAGUAUGCGAGGUAUCUUGUGGAUGGAGAUGAUGGGGCUUCGGUUGAACCACCUUCGGUUGACCCAGCUCCGGUUGACUCACGUUCGAAGUAGAUUUGUCUUUUUGAUGAUUUUGAUGCCUGAUUUUCCAUUUGUAGUCUGAUAUUACAUGGAUAGCGGGCGACUUAGGAAAAGGAUAAAGAGUAACAAAUGUCUGUGUCUUGUAAAUCUAUCUCUCUUAUGCU
Fusarium redolens is the source of this 1559-nucleotide messenger RNA. RefSeq names its product NYN domain-containing protein. The transcript is spliced from 2 exons. Lineage: Eukaryota; Fungi; Ascomycota; Sordariomycetes; Hypocreales; Nectriaceae. The coding region runs from base 199 to 1428 and encodes 409 amino acids. The record is from RefSeq and is a predicted model, not a curated record. Gene Ontology annotation, molecular function: RNA nuclease activity.